Molecule: messenger RNA, 1216 nt
Organism: Erythranthe guttata (spotted monkey flower)
Lineage: Eukaryota; Viridiplantae; Streptophyta; Magnoliopsida; Lamiales; Phrymaceae
Source: RefSeq, a predicted model, not a curated record
CUCACACUCUCUCACCCAUUAUUUCUAGCUAUACACAAGAAAACCACAAGCCCACGCGCCGCCAACAAUGGCCGAAACAGCUCUCAAUUUCGACACGUCCAACAUUUCCGGCAAGAAACAAUCGGGCUCCUCCGACGACCAGUGGGAUCAAUUCGCCGCCAAGAAGCACCUGGCGGCGGCGGCGGCGAACAAGACCGACGACCCGGCGGUGGCGCUGGCCAAUGCCCGCCACGUGUUCGGCGAGCACGGCGGAGUGAACAUGUCCAUCGAGGCCUCCGCCACCUUCACCGUCAUGGAGUCCGAAACCAUGCGGCGGAUGUUCGCCGGAGAGCUCGGCCCCGACCGGGAUUUCUUCAUCUACAGCCGCCACUUCAACCCCACCGUCCUCAACCUCAGCCGCCUCAUGGCCGCCAUGGAGGGCACCGAGGCCGCCUACUGCACCGCCUCCGGCAUGUCCGCCAUCUCCUCCGUACUCCUCCAGCUAUGCAGCUCCGGCGGGCACGUGGUGGCCUCCCACAUCCUCUACGGAGGGACCCACGCGCUCCUCACGCACUUCUUCCCACGCGCCUGCAACAUAACGACGUCGUUUGUUGACAUCGGAGAUCUCGAGAUGGUGGAGCGGGAAAUCGUGCAGGGGAGGACCAAAGUUCUGUACUUCGAGGCGAUAUCCAACCCGGUCCUGACCGUUGCUAACGUGCCGGAGCUGUGCAGGAUAGCGCACGAUAAGGGUGUGACGGUGGUGGUUGACAAUACCUUUGCUCCGAUGGUGGUGUCGCCGGCGAGGCUCGGCGCCGACGUGGUUGUUCACAGUAUUUCAAAGUACAUCAGCGGUGGGGCCGAUAUCAUCGCAGGUGCAGUAUGUGGGCCAGCCAGGCUAGUGAACUCCAUGAUGGACCUCCACCAAGGGUCCCUCAUGCUAUUGGGCCCCACCAUGAACCCGAAAGUUGCCUUCGAGCUCUCGGGGCGGUUACCGCAUUUGGGCCUACGAAUGAAGGAGCAUUGCCACCGGGCCUUAGUCUACGCGACGCGGAUGAAGAAGUUGGGCCUGAAAGUGAUCUACCCGGGCCUAGACACUAGGCCAAAACUGCACUCUGGCGACGAUUUUAUUUGCGACGAUUCAAGUUUCGUCGCAGUAUUGCGACGUUAUUGUACCAAAAACGUCGCAAUGAGUUUAAGAUCCAAUUUAACUUCAUACAUAUGCGACGAUUCUCAGUAA